AUGCAUUUCCUCCUCCUCGGCGCCAGUGGACGGACAGGCCAGCAUGUCGUGUCUGAGUUACUAUCUCCGGGUCAUACAGCGGUAGCCCUCGUGCGUACCUCUAGCAGCCUCGCUCCUCGACCCGGCCUUACCGUCGUCACUGGCUCGCCACUAUCGAAGUCCGACAUACGCAACGCUUUCCUCGCGACUUCUCCUCUGUCACCUUCUGCAACCAUCAUCACAUUAAACACAGUCCGCAAGUUAGACAGCCCUUUCGCAGCUCAGAUCUCACCUCCUCGCUUCCUAGCCGACUCUGUCGGGAACUCAUGGGAUAACCUACCGUGGUUGAGUAAGGUAUUCUUGGGGUGGACCAACGUCAAGUAUGCGCUCGAGGAUCACGACCUUGUAGAUAAGGAGAUUCGGUUGACGAAUAUGGAUUGGACUCUUGUGAGGGCUGUACGGCUGCGAUUCGACGAUCAGAAGCUGGCUGACGCAAAAACGGAGGUGAAAUUGUUGGGUAGUAAAGGCGAGGGGAUGAGCUUUUUUGACAGUGUGAGUGUUGCUAGUAUGGCGAGUUUCCUGGUCAAUGUUGCCGUCAAAGGUCUCUUCAUCCGAAACGCUGUGGUUAUGGCAGGUUGA
Molecule: messenger RNA, 618 nt
Organism: Mollisia scopiformis
Lineage: Eukaryota; Fungi; Ascomycota; Leotiomycetes; Helotiales; Mollisiaceae
Exons: 2
Coding region: 1-618 (205 amino acids)
Source: RefSeq, a predicted model, not a curated record